UGCGGAUCACAGACACUGGGUUGGGCUACCUGUCCACCAUGUCAUCAUUAAGGAGCCUCUAUCUGCGCUGGUGCUGUCAGGUUCAAGACUUUGGUCUCCAACACUUGUUUGGGAUGAGGAGUCUCCGUCUGCUCUCUCUGGCAGGCUGCCCCCUGCUGACCACCACCGGCCUGUCCGGCCUCAUCCAGCUGCAGGAGCUGGAGGAGCUGGAGCUCACCAACUGCCCCGGGGCCACGGCCGAGCUCUUCAAGUACUACUCCCAGCACCUGCCCCGCUGCAUGGUCAUCGAUGCCUGCUGCUGCUUCCAUACGACCCUCCGCCUCCCCAGCACCAUCCGCCUCCUCAGACUCAGCAACCCAUCGCAUCUCCAGACGACUCCAGCAGAACCUCCAGCCACUACCACCAGUGUUUGGACUCAUCAUUUAUGAUAUGAUAUGAUGAUGAUGAUAUGGGUUUUAUUGUCAUUGCAUAGAGUACAGGUACAGAAGCAACGAAAUUGAAAAGAAAGGGGAUGGAAGAUUACAGCAUAACAUGAGGGAAGAGAGGCGAGAAAAAAACAACCCCCCGACUAUGCCCCUAGGGGUACAGUGUGGGAGCAGGAAAAAAACACCUUAGCACAUAAGCACAUACAUCUUAAACAUAAAUUGCAACGAGUAGGAAGGGGGGAGGGGAGGUAAGCCAAAGACUGGGUGAUCUAAGCCCAGCCAUUGGGGGCAGGAGGUGACCAGCACCGACAAGCAGCCAGCCCGGUCCUUCAGCCAUUACAGCGCCGAUCACAGGCCCCGUCCUGUCACACUGGGGGGACGAAGCAGACGAAGGCGUGGGAUGGGGGAGGGGGGUAGUGAAUGCAUUUCAGUGUAUGUUAAGUUCGUGUGAGCGUGGCCUGUUAUGUCGUCCUCCCCCAGGCCACAACAGACAAAGUUCUCAGUCCGCAAGAUGGUCGUUGCCAUGGCGAUAGCCUUGAAGGGUCCUGGGGAGAAAACAACCACAGGUGUCUGUGGAUAGGGGGAAGGGAA
Molecule: messenger RNA, 1016 nt
Organism: Pseudoliparis swirei
Lineage: Eukaryota; Metazoa; Chordata; Actinopteri; Perciformes; Liparidae
Product: F-box/LRR-repeat protein 16-like
Exons: 4
Coding region: 39-428 (129 amino acids)
Source: RefSeq, a predicted model, not a curated record